Funneliformis caledonium is the source of this 225-nucleotide messenger RNA. The record is from the annotation of a GenBank genome assembly. Lineage: Eukaryota; Fungi; Glomeromycota; Glomeromycetes; Glomerales; Glomeraceae.
GUCAUGGAUCAAGAGGUCGCAGUAAUAGAUCAAGAGGCCGAGAUCAUAGUGGUGAUGAACCAAGAGGUCGUGGUAAUGAGUUAAGAAAUCAUGGUAGUGGAUUGAGAGGUCGUGGUGGUAGAUCAGAAGGACAUGGUAGAGGUCGUGAUAGUGGAUCAGGAGGACGUGAUAGAGGUCGUGGUGGUGGAUUAGGAGGAUGUGGUAGAGGUUGUGGUGGUGGAUCAA